AUGGCUAGACCUGGAAAAGGUCAUUGGCAGGGAGUAAAAAGAGUUCUACGAUAUGUUAAAGGGACACUUAAUUCUGGUCUCACGUUUACUGCUCAUGGUAAUAAUCCUGUAUUGUAUGGUUAUGCUGAUGCUGACUGGGGAGGCGAUGUCGAAACUCGACGUUCUACAUCUGGAUAUGUGUUCCAGAUACAGAACAACACGAUUAGUUGGUGCAGUAAAAGGCAAGCAUCCGUUUCAAGAUCAACAACAGAAGCAGAGUACAUUGCCUUGAGUACUGCAUGUCAAGAAGCAGUUUGGCUCAGAAGAUUACUUUCUGAUAUUGGUUUGAAGCAAGAUGUUCCAUCGACAAUCUUCGAGGACAAUCAAGGGGCGAUUGAACUCUCUAAGAAUCCAAAAUUUCACAAUCGCACUAAACAUAUUGACGUGUCUUUUCAUUUUAUAAGAGAACAAGUCAAUCGUAAUAUAGUUUGUGUUAAGUAUUGUCGAACUGAGAACAUGCUAGCUGAUGUAAUGACAAAAGCUCAAAAAUCACAGAUUGACAAAAAUCACAGAUUGGCUUAAUGUUAAUAAGUUAUCGAUUAAUACGAAAAAAACAAAAUUUGUUUUAUUCAAAUCUCCAAACAAAAGAACAAGUCAUGAUAUCAAACUUUCAAUGAAUAAUGACAAUAUUAAACAGGUCAAAAGUAUAACAUUCCUUGGGAUUGUGAUAGAUGAAUGUUUGACAUGGAAAUAUCAUAUAGAACUAGUUUCAAAAAAGAUUAUCAAAGCUACUGCAAUAAUUUCCAAAAUCCGAUACUUCACAAAUAGUAAUUCUCUAAAACUAAUUUAUUAUGCGUUAGUCUAUCCAUAUCUUAUCUAUGGUAACCUUAUUUGGGGGAAUACGUAUAAGACACGUAUUCAAAAACUUUUCACCAUUCAAAAGAAACUUGUAAGAUUGAUAACGUUUAGUUCUUAUUUUGAGCACACUGAUCCGAUAUUUAAGAAACUUAAGAUACUCAACAUCUACAAAAUAAAUGAGUAUUUAACUAGUUUAUUUAUGUUCAGAUACUACAAAGUACAAAAUUUACCAGAAAUUUUUUGUAAUUAUUUUGUAUCCAACAACGAGAUACAUCAUCACAAUACCAGAAAUGCAUCGCUCCUUCACAAGUCUUACAAAAGAACAAAUUACACAAAACAUUCCCUAGCAAACAAAGGAAUCGAAAUUUGGAACUGUCUUGCAAAAGACUUCAAACAAAUAAAAUCACAUUUCGUCUUCAAACGAGAGGUAAAGAAACACUUUCUUCAUAUCUAAUUAACUACCGGAAGUUUAUAAAUUCUAUCAAACUAUAGGGCACAACAAAUCACCACACGCUUAUUUCUAUGAUUAUUGAUUACUAUAAAUAUCAAAUUGUAAUUGUAAUUGUAUUAUUAUAAUAUACCGUAUAUAUUCGCAAAAUUGACUACUGUAAUAAUUUGAUUUUGAACUGGUUUACUUAAUUAAUUAAAAAACAAUUGUAAAUAUAUUUCUAGGGGUCUAAGUAAAAAAGCCAAAUGGUUUCAAAUAGACUCCUAGCCCUCUUCUUCCUUAAUAUUAGAAUUUUCAUGUAAAUAAAUAAAUAUUAUUGGGCAAAAUCAAAUAAAUAUAAUAAUAAUAAUAAUAAUAAAGCUUUACCAAAGGUAUCUUUUGAAAGGUUUAGAGACAUGAUGGGAGUAAAAGACAUUGUAUGAUCAAAUGACAUUCAGAUACAUUUGAGUUGACAUUUUUUAGUUUAUAGGUUUAAUGACAUAAUGAACUUACAUAGUGUAGUCAUUAAGUGGGAGUGUUGAACUGCAUACUUCAUGUAACGUAUAAUGACUCACUUAGUGUUAGAUUAAGUCACGUGAUAGGGAAGCAUGCUUUUGUUCUUUUUUUUAUGCUUCGCUAGCAGGUUUUAUACGUCCUGUAUACUUCUCAUUAAAACUACAAUGAAAUACGGUUACGAUUAAAGUCGAUCAGUUUCUAACAUUGUUCACAAAAGUCGUCGAAUAAGGCGAACCAAAUUUGGAAACCAGGGCGGUGACAAACAAGCGAUAUUUAAUGUCUCUGCAUGAUAUCGUUUUUUGUCACUGAUCUCCGUCGUUUUUUGUUACAUGAUAUCGCCUUUGUCCCGCUAUUUAAUCAUUGUCGCUUGGGACAAUGAUUAAUAUUCUAAUUUAGCUUGUGUUGGAAUUCUGAAGUUACAAUCACCUACUUCCAGAUGGAACAGUUUGAUUACUUUCAUGACUUGAAUAGUUUGAAGGCUUAUACGCCCGGGAUGGCGCCGUUGGCGCCGUUGGCUCGUGGAUGA
Paramuricea clavata is the source of this 2306-nucleotide messenger RNA. The record is from the annotation of a GenBank genome assembly. NCBI's taxonomy places the organism in Eukaryota, Metazoa, Cnidaria, Anthozoa, Malacalcyonacea, Plexauridae.